GCUUCUUAUCUCUGCCCUCAUUGAACAUUAUAAUUGUGUAGCAUAUAAAUUUUAUUAUCUUUAAUUUUGAUGGAUUUGUGAAGUCAUUUAUGUGUUCUAACUUCUUAUUCUACACAUUCAUUCAUAUACACUAAUAUUAUAAAUUUAUAUACAAUAUAAUCAAACAAUCAAAAGAAACAAGUGCUCUAAUGUCAAUUGAUAAUUAAUAUUCACGUUGAAAAUAUAAAAUAUAUUUUUUUUGUCUCAUAUUAUAUAUCUUACUUUUGAUUUUUUAAUUUUAUAAUAAGACGAAAUAAAAAUUUUAAUAAAUAUCAAAUGACGAAUUCAAACAAAAUACCGAGACGCAGUAACGCACACCAAGAGAUUGCAGUAAGAUGAUUAAAUGUUUUGUCAUAAAAAGAUAUAAUACAAAAGGGAUGAAAUAUGAGUUGAAGAAAAUAAUUAAAAAUGAGGAAGUCUCAUCACAAUAUUGCAGUGGACGCUGUUAAUAAUACAGACUACCUGGAACUUACCAGAAAAUUGUAUAGAGGAGUUACAGAUGUAGCAAAGCGGCUUGAUGAUCAAAAAGCAUCAGCAUUAACAAUAAAAGACAUAUUUACACCAUCAGGUGAAAUAUUACGUGGCAAACUUAAAGAUUAUUGCGAAAGAUUAAUUUUUAAUGAUCCCAUUGGUCAUGCACGAAAAAUUGAAGAGCUAUUGUGGCGACGUGCAUUCUAUGAUGUCGUGUCAACAGCUAAAAAAUUACGGAAGGGAAACGUUUGGAAUCAAGUUGAAAAAGCUUUAUUAUCAACUCAUUUAUCAGUGGGUGUGGGAUUUUAUCAUCAUUUGAUUCUUAAAUUACAAUUGGAAUGUGGUCUUGAUUUAGCUGGUAUCGUUGAUUUUGCUUUUCCACAACAGAGACAUGGUCUAUCAGAUCAUGGAGACAGAACUAUACAACAAAAAUUUAAAUCAGAAGAAGCUCAACAAUGUGUAAUACGUAUAGUUCAUCGUAGUUUAAUCUGCUUGGGUGACUUGGCUCGUUACAAAUUAGAUUUAGAUCCAACCUGGGAUCCAAUGAUAGCAACAAGAUACUACAAAAUGGCAAUAACAAUAGAUCCAAAUAUCGGAAUGCCUCACAAUCAAUUGGGAACAGUUGCGGGAAAUAAAAAUUACGGUGUUGAUGCUGUUUAUCAUUAUAUGCGUUGUAUUUUAUGUCCUGAAUCAUUUGAAGGGGCUGAAGGUAAUUUAAAACGUAUUAUAUCAUCACAUUUAUUUAACGGAAAAGAAAAAUUACCAUCGCAACGUUGUGCGGCUCGUCUUUUCACUCUGUUAACAAAAUGGAACAAUGGUACACCUGUUAAUACUGAUCAAAUAAAUAAUGAUUGUCAAAAAUUAUUGGCUGAUAUUGAUAAUUGUCUGAUAACUGAUAAACUAAAUAAUAAAACAAAUAAAAUAGACGGUGGUAAUGAUGACACUGAUAAUAAUGAUAGUAAAGGAGAAUUAACGCGAACUAUUGAAGAAUAUUUACAAAACUAUAAAUCUGAUGAGUCUUUAAAAAAUUUAAGUGACGAUAUUAUUUUUAAAAUGGUUGCUAUUUGUUUAAUGUCAAUAUCUAAACUACAAUCUAAAGAGUCAUCUCAAGUUCACGGUAUUAUAGCAUUUAUUUUAUCACUGCUUUCUCAAUUGAUACAAAUAGUAAUUGAUAAUUUGCAAAAAUGUAUAGUUGAAUCAUUGCCAAAUGGAUUAUUGAUUAAAGAAAAAGUUUAUGAUGCUGAAGAAAAACAAAUUGUCGAGCCAGAAAAUUCAGAAGAAUUAAAUAAUGAUGUUGAUAUUAAUGUUAAUUAUAGUAAAAAAUUUAAUGAUAAUAAAACAAAUUCUGUUAAUGGGCAUUUGGUUAAUGUUAACGGUAAUAAUAAAUCUAAAGGUAAAGCCAAAAAAAGUUUACUAAGUAAAUUACGUCGUCCACGUAAACGUAUUAAUUCUUCGGAUUCAGACAACAGUGAUGUAGAUGGCCCGCAUUUGGAUGAUUCAAGUGAUGAUUUAAAUUCCGAUAUCUCAGAGACGGAGGAAGAUGCACUUAGUGAUUGUCAGCUUAAUUCAGAUCCUGAUGAUAUAACGGACGAUGAAAUUGACCAAGCAGAAAAUUGUUUUGGGACUGAAGAAGUGGGCUUAUUAAAUGGUCAUGCUACCACCGGUGAUGAUGAUAAAUUAUAUGAUGGAGUAACUGCUGAUAAUUUUGAUAAACAUGAUACAGCUCAUGUUAAUGGAGCCAAUUCACCUAUUGAUUAUAUGUAUCAGAAGAAACAUGUAGACCAGAUGGAUUAUUUUAAUGCAUUGUCAAAAGAGCGUUUAUUUUAUUCAAUUAAAAUAUGCUUUGAUUGGUUAAAAGGUAAUCCAGAGAUUAUUAAAAUGAUAGCCAAUAGUUCACGGACUCUGUUACAACGUAUUGCUGGUUUUCUUAAUUUAAUAAAUAUUGAUACAUCUGUUGUUAUUGAUAAAUGGGAUCGUGAAUCAGUUUCUUUGACGGCUAAUAAAUUACAAGAGUAUACUAAAAUAGUCCCACUGCCUGAAGAUAUUGAUUUACGGGGAUUAAAUGUUUUAGAAAAUGCUCACAAAGAUAUUAAUUGGAAAAUAUUACGUAAAUUUAUGAUUAAUAAAAAUGAAGAAAUACUUUUGAGAAUUUUAAAACUUAUUGAUUUUGGUAAAUUUAUAUGCACUAUUGAAGACUCUGAUUUUAAAUUUGAUGAAAAACAGAAUUUGUAUGUUGUUGUGGAUUUAAAAGAACCUGUUUUGGUUAAGAAAGAUAAGCAACAAGAAGAAUGUGAUGUUGUUAAUGAUAACAAUGAAAUUAAUUCUGAUCAUCCACGUGGUAAAUUGAUGCGUCAUAUGGGUAAAUUAUGGCUAAAAGCUGAAGUACGGGCUUUAGAAACUCGUUUAAGAUCUAAAUUAAUGUCGCCGUAUCUUGUUGUCGAUCAUGAAGCUCUUACUAAACAUACACCCGUUCUAAAACGUUUAGUUUAUGCUAAAAAAUUUGUCAUUGUUAUUCCUUCAAUAGUUGUAUCGGCAUUAGAUGAAAUGAAACGUACAAGCGGACGAGCACGUGAAGCUACAAGAUGGUUAGAAAAUCAAUUACAAAAAGGAUCACGUUUCUUACGAGCUCAGAGACAACACGAACGUCUCGCUCUUCCGUUAAUUAAAGGACCUAAACCUAAAGAUAAAGAAGCUUGGCUGUUCUUCCAGAUUAUCGAAUGUUGUCAUUAUCUUACUCAGCAAAAUAAAGUUGGCCUCAGCAGUGACAAUGAAGCGCCAGUUGUUACUUUAUUAACAGGUAUAAAUACGGAGGAUAGAAAAUCAUCAACUUUUAGUCCAGACGGUCUAGCAAAAAGUGCAGGUAUUAAUCUUGAACACAUUGAAUCAUUUCACACCAAAUGGAAAACAUCAAGUAAAAGUCACGGUUGAAAAUAGUUCAUUCUCACCUCAAUGUGUUUCAGCUGCCAUUGGCUUGAUGUCAAUGUAAUAACAUCCACAAUAACUCACGCCCUUGAACAGUACUAUCAAUCACGAUGGUCAUUCAAGGGCUCGGAGGGUUGGAAACCCAAGAAAUUAUAUUAAA
Microplitis mediator is the source of this 3592-nucleotide messenger RNA. It is a transcript of the gene Smg5, whose product is annotated as nonsense-mediated mRNA decay factor SMG5. The record is from RefSeq and is a predicted model, not a curated record. The transcript has 6 exons. Gene Ontology annotation, biological process: nuclear-transcribed mRNA catabolic process, nonsense-mediated decay. Gene Ontology annotation, cellular component: telomerase holoenzyme complex. Lineage: Eukaryota; Metazoa; Arthropoda; Insecta; Hymenoptera; Braconidae. The coding region runs from base 448 to 3438 and encodes 996 amino acids. Gene Ontology annotation, molecular function: telomeric repeat DNA binding; telomerase RNA binding; protein binding.